CCGCCCCAGGUCCCGGGAAGCCUGGGCGGGGAGGAGCCUUCCAAGUUGGGUUCUGCGACAGGAAGUCGGAGGGAGGAUCCUAGUGUCUCGGGCGCCGAGAUGCCGGAAGUUGUGCUCUCGUGGGAUGGAGCGGGGGUGGCUCUUCCGUCUUAGGGUCUCUGUGUCUUUUCUUCUAGUUUAGAAAGACUCCCGCGACCUGUUGUUCUUCAUUCCCUUUUGGACUUCUGAGAUGUCCGCGAUUCCUGCAGAGGAGAGUGACCAGCUGCUGAUCCGACCCCUUGGAGCUGGGCAGGAAGUGGGAAGAUCAUGUAUUAUUCUGGAGUUCAAAGGGAGGAAAAUAAUGCUGGACUGUGGGAUCCACCCUGGCCUGGAAGGAAUGGAUGCUCUUCCUUAUAUCGAUUUGAUUGACCCAGCUGAGAUUGAUCUCCUACUAAUUAGUCAUUUCCAUUUGGAUCACUGUGGAGCUUUGCCCUGGUUUCUACAGAAGACAAGUUUCAAAGGAAGAACAUUUAUGACUCAUGCUACAAAAGCUAUUUAUAGAUGGCUUCUUUCAGAUUAUGUCAAAGUUAGUAACAUAUCAGCAGACGACAUGCUGUAUACUGAGACAGAUUUGGAAGAAAGCAUGGACAAAAUUGAAACCAUCAAUUUUCAUGAAGUGAAGGAAGUUGCAGGAAUCAAGUUUUGGUGUUACCACGCCGGCCAUGUUCUGGGAGCUGCCAUGUUCAUGAUCGAGAUCGCAGGCGUGAAGCUUUUAUACACAGGUGAUUUCUCAAGACAAGAAGAUAGACACUUAAUGGCAGCUGAAAUUCCUAACAUUAAACCCGAUAUUCUUAUCAUUGAAUCUACUUACGGGACCCAUAUCCAUGAGAAGCGAGAGGAGCGAGAGGCAAGGUUCUGUAACACCGUCCAUGAUAUUGUGAACAGAGGAGGCCGGGGCCUCAUUCCCGUCUUUGCUCUCGGACGGGCGCAGGAGCUCCUCUUGAUUUUAGAUGAGUACUGGCAGAAUCACCCAGAGCUCCAUGAUAUUCCAAUAUACUACGCAUCGUCUUUGGCCAAGAAGUGUAUGGCAGUGUACCAGACAUAUGUGAACGCCAUGAAUGACAAAAUCCGCAAACAGAUCAACAUCAAUAAUCCCUUUGUUUUCAAACAUAUUAGUAACCUGAAGAGCAUGGAUCAUUUUGAUGACAUUGGUCCCAGCGUGGUCAUGGCCUCCCCAGGCAUGAUGCAAAGUGGCUUAUCCAGAGAGCUCUUUGAAAGCUGGUGUACUGAUAAGAGGAACGGCGUCAUCAUAGCCGGCUACUGUGUAGAAGGCACACUUGCCAAGCAUAUCAUGUCUGAACCAGAAGAAAUCACUACCAUGUCCGGGCAGAAGUUACCUCUGAAAAUGUCUGUUGAUUACAUCUCUUUCUCUGCGCACACAGAUUACCAGCAAACCAGUGAAUUUAUUCGUGCUUUGAAGCCGCCUCAUGUGAUUUUAGUCCAUGGAGAACAGAAUGAAAUGGCCAGAUUGAAAGCAGCCCUGAUUCGAGAAUAUGAAGAUAAUGAUGAAGUUCACAUAGAGGUUCAUAAUCCUCGGAAUACAGAAGCAGUGACCUUGAACUUCAGGGGAGAAAAACUAGCCAAGGUCAUGGGCUUUUUAGCAGACAAAAAACCAGAACAGGGCCAGCGGGUCUCAGGAAUACUUGUUAAAAGAAACUUUAAUUAUCACAUACUUUCUCCUUGUGACCUCUCCAAUUAUACUGACUUGGCCAUGAGCACUGUAAAACAGACCCAAGCCAUUCCAUAUACUGGUCCUUUUAAUUUGCUCUAUUACCAGCUACAGAAAUUGACAGGUGAUGUGGAAGAAUUAGAAAUUCAAGAAAAGCCUGCUUUGAAAGUGUUUAAAAAUAUUACUGUAAUACAGGAACCAGGAAUGGUGAUAUUAGAAUGGUUGGCAAAUCCUUCCAAUGAUAUGUAUGCAGAUACAGUCACAACCGUGAUACUAGAAGUUCAGUCAAACCCGAAAAUAAGGAAAGGUGCAGUACAGAAGGUUUCUAAAAAAUUAGAAAUGCACGUUUACAGCAAGAGGCUGGAGAUCAUGCUCCAGGACAUAUUUGGAGAAGACUGUGUUAGUGUAAAAGAUGGUUCUAUUCUUAGUGUCACAGUAGAUGGAAAAACUGCUAACAUAAACUUGGAGACACGGACUGUAGAAUGUGAAGAAGGCAGUGAGGAUGACGAGUCCCUCCGAGAAAUGGUGGAACUGGCAGCCCAGAGACUGUACGAGGCCCUCACACCCGUCCACUGACAGCCUCUCUCUGUCGGUGUUCAGCCUUUUGUAAUGCCUGAUUCUACUUCUGUUGCUUAAAAUAAAAUACAUUCAUUUCUC
This is a messenger RNA of Cervus elaphus (red deer), 2365 nucleotides long. It is a transcript of the gene CPSF3, whose product is annotated as cleavage and polyadenylation specific factor 3. The coding region runs from base 230 to 2284 and encodes 684 amino acids. The transcript has 18 exons. Gene Ontology annotation, cellular component: mRNA cleavage and polyadenylation specificity factor complex. Gene Ontology annotation, biological process: mRNA 3'-end processing by stem-loop binding and cleavage. Lineage: Eukaryota; Metazoa; Chordata; Mammalia; Artiodactyla; Cervidae. Gene Ontology annotation, molecular function: RNA binding; 5'-3' exonuclease activity; RNA endonuclease activity. The record is from RefSeq and is a predicted model, not a curated record.